AGCAGCGAUCUGUCAGCAUGAUCCAUUUUCUCAUCAAUAACUCUUAUAAUCCUGAUCAGCAUGACAAAGCGUUCCUGGAUUACUCCAACGAGACCGCUCCGUUCUGCGGUCAGUUCAGGGACGGUACGUGGUACUGCUCGAUCCUGUUGGUCUUAUUUAUCGUCGGUCUACCGGUCGGACUGCUGGGUAACGCGGCGGCCAUCGUGAACUACACGUGCUGUCGACGACCUUGGAACACGGGGACGGUUUUCCUGCUCAACUUGGCGCUCUGCGACAUCGCCUGGCUCCUUUUGCUGCCGUUUACGCUUUAUUUCAACCUGCGUCACCCGCAUAUAAAAGGCAUGAACGUAUUCUGUCAGUUUAAGAAGAUCUUCUUCAACAUCAACGUGUAUGGUAGCAUCUUCUUCCUGGCUCUUAUAAGUUUUGAUCGCUACGCUGGCACGGUUCACCCGAUCAGCUCUCUGCGUUGGUGGGAUAACAAAAAGGCCUGCAUCUGCUCCAUCUUCAUCUGGAUCCUUCUCAUUUUGGGUUCCAUCCCCGAUUUACUCAUGACGUUUGACGUGAGUCGGCCUGAGAACGUUACAGUCUGCAUGGACCACAUCCACGGCCCGUUCUCUUACGUGAUGACCGUCUCGCUUACGCGGGCGCUGGUGGGUUUCCUGCUGCCGUUUGUAGUCAUGGGCGCUUUUUACACCCAGAUGGCUAAAGUGUUGAGGAGCAUGCCAAGAGGAAAAGCCUCCAAAAUGCAGACUUUGUCUCCACGCAGAACUGGAAAGUCUCUACUUCUCAUCAUGGCAGCUUUAGCGGUUUUCUUUUUGUCUUACGCCCCCUAUCAUAUCAUGAUCGUGAUUUUAGUCUUCAUGCGGUUCAUCGGCAAGGUGACGACUGAAAACACGAACACGCUCUACAUAGCCUACGAGUUCCUGGAGGCCUUGUGCAGUGUGAGCAGCUGUCUGGACCCUGUGCUUUACAUUCUUGCCAGCCAGCACUUCAAGCAGAGAUGGAAGAGGAAAAAGAUGGUCGUAGCACGGCUGUGCUGCAGGAGCACCAGGAGGGUCGGCGUCCAGGAGCCACUGUGA
Messenger RNA from Tachysurus vachellii, 1079 nucleotides. RefSeq names its product P2Y purinoceptor 1-like. Gene Ontology annotation, cellular component: plasma membrane. Lineage: Eukaryota; Metazoa; Chordata; Actinopteri; Siluriformes; Bagridae. The record is from RefSeq and is a predicted model, not a curated record. The coding region runs from base 18 to 1079 and encodes 353 amino acids. The transcript is spliced from 2 exons. Gene Ontology annotation, molecular function: G protein-coupled receptor activity. Gene Ontology annotation, biological process: G protein-coupled receptor signaling pathway.